AGUUGGUAGUUGACUUCUUUCCACUUUUAGCCACCUACCAUCUUUAUCUCACUUCUUUAACUUUCAUAUAAACAAAAAUCAGCAACCAUUCUCCGAUCAUAACAACCGGCAAAAAAUGGAAGUAAUCAUCCACGAAACCACCACAAUCUUCCCUUCUAAGCCGCCUUUCUCCGAAAAUCAUGUCCUCCCUCUCUCCCACCUUGAUACCGACCGCAACCUCAAUCUCACUUUCCGUUACCUCCGUGUCUACGUCAACCACACAACACAACAAUUGGACCCAUAUGAAGUUCUCACCUCCUCCCUUUCCGCCGCUCUCGUCCCCUACUACCAAUUCACCGGCUGUCUCCGUCGUCGUCCGUCGGACAACCGCCUAGAACUUCACUGUCAAGUAGGGAGUGGCAUUCCUGUAAUUCUGUCCACAGUUGAUUGUACCUUGGCCUCUAUUAACUACCUGGAUGAUCCAGAUUAUGAGUUUGCUGAGAAGUUGGUACCCGACCCGAGAGAUGACGAGGCAUUGAACCGACCUUUGAUUCUGCAGCUGACCCGGUUUAAGUGUGGUGGGUGGGUUUUCGGAACGGCGGUUCACCACGCGAUGUGUGAUGGCAUGGGAUCCACGCUGUUUUUCCAUGCUAUGGCGGAGAUUGCUCGUGGAGGAAAUGGGAUGAAGGUUGAACCGGUUUGGAACCGGUCGAGUUUGCUUGGACCGAAGAACCCACCGCAAGUUGAGUUCCCGGUUCAUGAGUUUCUGAGUUUAGAUAAGGAUUUAUCGCCGUAUUUGGAGUCAGGUAAACCGGCGGUUCGAGAGUGCUUUGAGGUGAAGGAUGUGUGGUUGGAUCGGCUUAAGGGGUUUCUAAAUGAGCAGUCCGGUUUAAAGUAUACAACUUUUGAAGCUUUGGGAGCUUUCAUUUGGCGAGCAAAGGCAAAGGCUUCUAAAAUCCCAGGUGCUGAGAUAGUGAAGUAUGCCUAUCUAACCAAUAUCAGAAGAACAGUGAAGCCAGCAUUGCCAGCAGGAUACUGGGGCAAUGGUUGUGUGCCAAUAUACGUGCAGCUCCUUGCAAAAGACCUCAUCAAUCAACCUAUUUGGAAAACAGCAGACGCGAUCAAGAAGAGCAAGAGCAUCAUCACGGAUGAGUAUGUUCGUUCGUUAAUUGAUUUCCAGGAGCUGCAUUAUGAUGAAGGGAUUACAGCAGGGAAUAGGGUGAGUGCAUUUACAGAUUGGCGGCACGUAGGCCACGAGACAGUUGAUUUUGGAUGGGGAGGUCCUGUGACUGUCUUCCCUCUGUCUAGGCACUUAGUUGGGAGUGUUGAACCUUGCUUUUUCUUGCCUUAUUCUUCUGCUACUGAAGGUAAGAAAGAUGGUUUCAAAGUUUUGGUUUGUCUGCAAGAAGAAGCCAUGCCUGUUUUCAAGGAAGAGAUGAAACAAUUGGAGCAUGGCCUUUCUUGAUUUACUAUAUAUACAGGUCCUCUAUAGGGAUAUUAUGUAAUAUUACCAUGAGCAUAAAUUUUGUGGAGGGCAGAAAUAGCAAUAAACUAAGACAAAAUAAUUAUGACUUAAUUUGUAACUUAAUUUCUUUUCUUUGCAAUAGCAAAGUUUUUCACAGUCAUAUUGCAAUAAGCUUGUUUAAUUUCUUACGUUA
Messenger RNA from Nicotiana attenuata, 1637 nucleotides. RefSeq names its product spermidine coumaroyl-CoA acyltransferase-like. The coding region runs from base 116 to 1444 and encodes 442 amino acids. Lineage: Eukaryota; Viridiplantae; Streptophyta; Magnoliopsida; Solanales; Solanaceae. The transcript is spliced from 2 exons. The record is from RefSeq and is a predicted model, not a curated record.